This is a messenger RNA of Coregonus clupeaformis (lake whitefish), 1586 nucleotides long. RefSeq lists its product as uncharacterized. The transcript is spliced from 5 exons. The record is from RefSeq and is a predicted model, not a curated record. The coding region runs from base 262 to 1110 and encodes 282 amino acids. Lineage: Eukaryota; Metazoa; Chordata; Actinopteri; Salmoniformes; Salmonidae.
UAUUAAAAUAUCCAGGAGUAGAACAGAAGAAAACCAUUUAAAAAAACGUUUCAUGUAUGUAGGAUGAUUUGUUCCAAUUGAAGUUUAAUACUGGCAACUCACGUUGCUCACCUUGGUAAACGAGGUUUGAAGGUGAAAUCAUCUGUGUGAAGUGAACCAAUAAACUGAGAAACUAGUCAAUCAAUUCACAGCAGUCAGCAGAGAUGCUGACAACGCGCACCUGUCCAAAUCUGUGAAGUUGGUGGUCAAUCAAAAAGUACCAUGGCGACAACGAACCCGCAGCAACAACACUCACGUUCAGGUUUUCGUGAUGGCAGUCUUGUUCAAAGUGGCCCCAGUAGUGUGGACAAGCUUGCAUUCAAAUACAUGGAGCUGUGUAAAGUGGAGUCCAGUACUGAUUCCGAGUCAGAUGUCAGUCCAAGAUGGUCUGAUACCAGCACCAUGGGAUGUGCAAGUAGUGCGCCAGAGAGCAGACAACCCAUUCAAAGGAUGCUAACAUGUACACACAAACCGGUGGGACGAUUUUCGUAUCAUUCUUUGUCCUUGGACCCAUAUGACGGGAGCUCAGAAGAUUCGGAUGAGUCCAUGGGUGGUCCCAGGCGACCGAGGCAGGGAGGCUGCAGGUAUUGGGGCAGGAGCCAAAGAAGGAACAAUCACCCUCCAACUGUCAUCCUCAAAGAAGUGAUCAAAAGUGGUGGUCUAAGGGAUGGCCCAAUGGAGCCGCAUCUCAUUGAUGUCCAGAUGAGGUCAGCAAGUGACUCUGAGCUAUGGACAUGCAGCCACAGCAAGGGGCGGGGCCCUGUUGGUGAGACAUCUGCAGACUCAGGAGUGCUUGCUACUAAAUCCUCCCCCUGCACACCAGUGUCUCUCACAUUUGUGGGGGCAGCAACCUCUGUCCACAAUGUCCAGACACCAGAGAGCACUUCAGAGAAAUCUCCUGACAGUCCUGUCCCCCUCAGGGGUCUCUUCAAAAGGAAAUUCUGUCUUCCAGGAGCAGAGACACCACAAGAUGGCGGCCACAGGAAGAGGCAGUGUGUCACCAAAAUGGAGACUGGGGAUUCUCCUCCUGAGGUGAGUUGGGCCCUGACCAGAAACAGUCCCCUAGCCUAGAGACACCAUAUUGCUUAAUACUGCUUAUCCAACACUUGCAUAUCUACACAGGUGGCUAGGAGCGGUUUCUGGACAGGGUCAUGAAACUGGAAAAACAAGGGCACUUUUGACCACAUCUUUUUCUUUCUUGCAGAACAAGUUGAUAAUCUAUUGGAAAACAUUGAUGUUAAAGUUGUGGCUAUUCAAGUUUACUUGGAGAAUAUGUAUCGAGUAUGAAAGUUAUUCCUUUACUUAAAAACAGAUGCAAUUUUUUUCCACAGUAAUUUGAACUUAAUUCUCACGCAUGUAAGGAAUAACAUCCAUAUUAAUUUGCAUUGCUAUAUUGUCUAUUGGUGUGGUGAAAUAUAUUGGGGGAUUGAAUAAAUCAUGCAUUUGCUAGUUCUAUUGUAUGGUAGUUAUGGAAAAAAAUUAGUGGUAGACUGAUUUGCUUUAGACUAAUAUCAAAUAAAGCUGUUCUACCAAAGCAUAUUCACUGA